AUGGAGGUCCCGUCGUCGGGUGUCGAUGUAGCUUGCCGGAGUUUCUAUUUUCCUUGGCCUGCAACCGCCCGGGCAGCGCCAGGGACAAAUAUACGUAACCCUAAAGUUGGACAUCGAGAUAGCAGUGCAGGCGACCAGGCGCAUCCAGAUCAACCGCCCUUCUCUCCACAAGCUCCCUUGGUGGUGAUCCUCCUCCCUCGACCUCCUCGCUCUCUCUAUUUCUCCAUCUUAUUCACGGCAGAGACCAGUAUGCGACGGGGCUCAGCCAUGGGACUGCGGUCUCCUUUCGAACUUCUCUUCCUCCUCUUCACCCUCCUUGUGCCUCUUACCUCCGCCGUACGAUUCGAUCUCAUCCCAAAUACACACUCAGGAAAGCACGAAAGAUGCAUAAGGAAUUUCGUUGCGCGUGACCAGCUUGUUGUCGUCACUGCCACCGUGAGCGGCUCGAAGGGAGAUGGACAGGUUGUCAACAUGCACAUCAAGAGUUCUCUAGGCGACGAUUACGCCAAACCAAAAGAUAUCGCCGGCGAGAUCAGACAGAUGUUUACUGCCAGCGCCGACUCCUCCUUUGACGUUUGCUUCUCCAACGUCCUUUCUGGGCGACAUGCGGGCCCCAACCCUUCUCGUCAGGUUGAGCUGAGCAUUGAUAUCGGUGCUGAUGCUCGUGACUGGGAUGCUAUCAAGGUCCAGGAGAAGCUCAAGCCAGUGGAGGCUGACCUCCGCCGUUUGGAGGCCAUGAUCACUGAAAUCGUUGCGGAGAUGGACUUUAUGCGCGCACGAGAGCAGAAGCUCCGAGACACCAACGAAAGUACCAAUGAGCGAGUCAAGUGGUUUGCUUUCGGCACCAUGGGUAUGCUGAUUGGCCUUGGUGUCUGGCAGGUGGUCUAUUUGAGAGCCUACUUCCGUAUUGACCCCUUCAUCUGGUUUCGCUUGCUAAAUGAUUUCUUUCUACGAUUAGAUCGAAGCACCUUAUCUAAAGCAUCCAUAAAGAGAUUUCUUUUGGCGAAUGGUGAAAGUUGCCCUUUCCUACCGAAGGCUAUGAUCCGUUUCUAUGUCUGCUCAGGUACUUUUGGGCGGCCUUUCUGCUUGCUCGGCUUCAUUUAUACUUCCUCUUUUUCGAUAUCUAUCACGUCUCAUUAUGAGGGAAUACGAAUUGUAACUAUGAUCACUAUUCAAUUAGCAUCUGCGAAAAGCUACAGGGUUUAUACAUGGAUGAACGUAAAAAUAAUUAUCUUAAUUUAUUCAGUUACUAAAGUAUCAACUGUUAGAAAGGCUCCCAAACGAGUAGUUGGAGUUGUGAAUUCUGAUGGUCCAGGUGAUGCAAACAGUGCAAACAGAGCUCGGAUGAUGUCAAAUCUUCAGGUUUCAUCAAAAGAAACCAGCAACUGUUGGCCGCUGGACCUCGACGCAGAAGCAUAUCAAUUCGGUCUCUCAUUUACUCCCAUGUCUACGGCGCAUAGUAUAUCUCGAUCGUUAAGCCGAGGACUGGCCUCGUGCAGAUGCCGCUCUCCAGUUCUCUCGUUUAGGCCAUCACCAGCAUCCGGCGCAUCCAUCUCAUAUCAACAACACAAUGCCAGCAUAUACCCUUCCUCGUCCCUGGGGUUGCGAUGUCUAAGUUAUUCUUCCCACCUGGGUAGUAAUGGAAGCGCAGGAAACAAGGGUAGCAAGGCGGAAGAGCAGCUAGCUCCGGGGCAAACAAAGGGUGAACUUGCGGUCGGAGAGAUGGAAGGCAUUACGUUCAAAGUCGAGCCAUUGAAGAGAAAGGGAGAGGAUAACAGCACAAAGAGAGCUAGGGGGACUAACGUCAAGAUAGACCAGAGCCGCAAACGGGGAACUCUAGAGUCGGACCUGCUCCUGUCAACGUUCGCAUCUACAUAUCUGGCAAAGAUGACGGGAAGCCAACUGGAUGAAUACGACCGGUUCCUGGAUGAAAACGACUGGGACAUCUACUACUGGGCGACUCAGGAACCACCGUCUGAGUCCGAGGCAGCUGAGGGUGCCUUGAAGGCCAAAGACGAGCUGACGGAUACGUGGAAGAGCGGCGCAGCGAAGAGCGGAGAGUGGGCGCAGACCGUGGGAGCUUUCAAGCCAGCAUACCGGCCUGUCCCUCAGCGCUGGGCUGACUCGGAGAUUCUCGCUCUGCUGCGACAGCACGUCCAGAGCAAGAAAGCUGGAGACGGCAGCAGCAAGGGAAGCGGCGGUGGCCUGGGCCGCAUGCCCAACAUCGAGCCCUUCAAGUCGUAG
Messenger RNA from Trichophyton benhamiae CBS 112371, 2244 nucleotides. RefSeq lists its product as uncharacterized. Gene Ontology annotation, cellular component: mitochondrion. NCBI's taxonomy places the organism in Eukaryota, Fungi, Ascomycota, Eurotiomycetes, Onygenales, Arthrodermataceae. The record is from RefSeq and is a predicted model, not a curated record. The transcript is spliced from 5 exons. Gene Ontology annotation, biological process: mitochondrial respiratory chain complex II assembly; protein-FAD linkage; mitochondrial electron transport, succinate to ubiquinone. Bases 1 to 2244 code for a protein of 747 amino acids.